AGGAUCGAUACUUUAUCUGUCUCUCUUCAUUCGCUACCAGGGAAACGUUUUACCAAAUAAGGUCACGUGACGGAAUCCGGAAAGGGGCGGGACUUCCGCCGGUAGUUGUAGUUCGCCGUGAGAUGCAGCAGGGGGCGCUCUGAACCGUCACCGUCACCUUGACCUUUGACCCCGUCGACCCGUCAGAAGACGGUACUGUUGCUUUGCUACAAAAUGGAGGACGACAUCUAGCCGAGAACAAACAUUGACCGAACGGAACAUCCGAGGAGCAGUUUGUGGAAGUGUGUUGUGCUCGACGCCGUAGAUGGAGAUUAAAUGGCGGCUGUCUUUACUCCUCACCUAUAACAAACCCGCGGACUCACCUGCUAGUUCACCUGCUAGCUUAACGGCUAGCUUAACGGCUAAGUGAGCGGAGGAACCGCGUACGAGCGGAGCAGCGCCCGGUGCAUAACCGCGUCUGACUGCAUGUUAUUCGGACCUUUCAGCUUGAGGCGGAAGCUCAGUCGUGAUGAGACAGAAGGGAAGACAAGGUUGGAGUGUACAUGGGGAAAAGAGACUUUGUCGACCGUGUUGACUCCGUGGACCCAGUGGAUGGCGUCAUCAUCAUUGAUCCUGAGGCUCUGCAGGGGAGGAAAGUCUUCGUCACCCUGUCCUGCACCUUCCGGUACGGCAGAGACGACAUGGAUGUGAUGGGAAUCGCCUUCCGCAGGGAGCUGUACCUGUCCACCCGUCAGGUGUACCCACCCCUGCAGGACCGCGAGAAGGGAAUCCACACCAGGGUACAGGCCAAACUGCUGCGCAAGCUGGGAGACAACGCCUACCCCUUCUUCUUUGAGUUCCCUGACAACCUGCCUUGCUCAGUGGCCCUUCAGCCAGCGGCCCAUGAUGACGGCAAGCAAUGUGCCGUGGAGUUUGAGAUCAAAGCGUUCAGCGCUGAGAGCCAGGACGCCAAAAUACGCAAACGGAGCAUGGUGAAGCUGAUGCUCAGGAAGGUCCAGUACGCUCCAGAAGGCGAGGGAGCCGUGCCCUCUGUCGAAACCACCAGGGACUUUGUCAUGUCGGAUAAACCGCUUCAUGUCAAGGCCAGUCUGGACAAAGAGAUUUACUACCACGGUGAGACCAUCAAAGUGCACGUCAGCGUCAAAAACGACUCCAACAAAAACGUCAAGAACAUCAUCCUCUCUGUGGAUCAGGUCUCCACGGUGGUGUUGUACUCCAACGACGCCUACGUCAAAUCUGUGGCCAUCGAGGAACAAGGGGACUCGGUGGCUCCUGGAGGGACCCUGGAGAAAGUCUACAAGCUGCUGCCUCUGCUGGCCAACAACAGGGAGAGGCGGGGCAUCGCUCUGGACGGCAAACUGAAGCACGAAGACACCAAUCUGGCUUCAUCAAGCAUUAUCAAGGAGGGUGUGCUGAAGGAAGUGAUGGGGAUCAUGGUUUCAUACAAGGUCAUGGUGAAGCUCAUCAUUGGAGGGAUGAUGGGAUCAAGUGAGGUCGGCCUGGAGGUUCCCUUCAAACUGAUGCAUCCUAAACCUGAUGCAGUGAAGGAGAGUGAAGCGGAGGAGGAGAUGGAGUUCCAGGAGUUUAAGCGCUCUUACCUGAAGGGGAUGAACGACGACGAGGACGAAGAUGGAAACGUGUCGGGUGGUGACGACAUGGCGCCCAAAGAGAAAUAAGGGAGAGAGUCGGUUGCUGGGAGCAAAGACAGCUGGGAGUUUGAGUCGCCUCAGAGUUUGUGCUUGAAAAAGUUGAGACUUAAAGGACCAUGUCUCUGAUUUUGUAUGUUUUACUACCGUUUAGAUUUUCUUCACUGAAAGUAAAACCUAAAGGAUAGAAGCAGCUCUCAUAUUCCCUCAGACUGAUGUUUUUAUCUAACUCCUCCUAUCCUUGUUGUUUUUCCUGCUAAUCAGUGUUUCAUUUCUUGUGUGAUAAAACCUACCAGACGGACGAGACAGACAGACUCCUGGCUGUCAGGAUGUAAUGUUAGCUGUACGUUUCUGUAAACCACAGACACACCGGAUGUUGUCAUCUGUAGCAAAGGUAGCAUCAUUUCUAAAUGGCCGCCCACAGUCUGAGUCAUGCCAGUGGAUGUUUUUAAGGACAGCCAGGGACAUUUCCAUCUGUUUUAGUGGCGUCAAAACCCGGUGUUUUUAAAAGGACACUUGCGGACUUUUCCAGCCAUUUGAGUGGCGACGCAAAGUGUUUUUUCACAGGAAACAAUCUCCAUCCGCAACUGUGGCAAAAUGUUGGUGUGGAUGGUAUUUUAAGCCAAACCACGAUGUUUUCCUGAUUCUAACCAAGUCUUCUUUGUGCCUGAACUGAACCAGAUCUUAAGUUUAGCGUUGUGACAAGACAGAAAUAGAAAUUUCAACCUAAGCAGACACAAAGUUUGCAACCUAAAGAAGCGUCCGGUUCUAACUUCUCUGUGGUUUUGCAGAAAUGUAAAUGGGAAACAUUUCCUCAGGUGAUUGUGUCGAGAUGUGCAGCAGGGUUGGUGACGGUGUGGAUGAAGCUGUCGAGACAAACCUGAGCUGAAAGCGGCUGAGCAGCGCUGCACAGCUGUGUCUGAUUCAGUCAGAUGAUUCAUUUUAGAUAACAUGCAAAACCACUGAUAUGGUCCUUCAGUAGAGUAAGUGAUGAAUCCUUGUAAAGCAGUACGUAAGAAUAUAUGUGUUUGCUUUUUCAGUAAUGCAGCUGUUUGCUGACUCUUAACUGCAUCAUAGAUGUGACUUUUGUACAAGCAGAGCAAGUGGAGCUGGAAGAUUUAUUGUGUUGUGCCGAAAACGAUUAAUCUGCUGCUGAUGAGUUCAGAUUUUAUGUAGAGAGCUAAACUUAAUUUGGCUUGUAAAGAAUACGUGCUGCUCUGUGUGACUGCAGUUUGAACUGUGUGACAAUAAACGCUGAUUGAUUAACUCUUGA
Molecule: messenger RNA, 2919 nt
Organism: Acanthopagrus latus (yellowfin seabream)
Lineage: Eukaryota; Metazoa; Chordata; Actinopteri; Spariformes; Sparidae
Gene: saga
Product: S-antigen; retina and pineal gland (arrestin) a
Exons: 15
Coding region: 543-1676 (377 amino acids)
Biological process (GO): signal transduction; G protein-coupled receptor internalization
Cellular component (GO): photoreceptor inner segment; photoreceptor outer segment
Molecular function (GO): G protein-coupled receptor binding
Source: RefSeq, a predicted model, not a curated record